This is a messenger RNA of Lodderomyces jiufengensis, 1194 nucleotides long. RefSeq lists its product as uncharacterized. Gene Ontology annotation, molecular function: protein binding. Lineage: Eukaryota; Fungi; Ascomycota; Pichiomycetes; Serinales; Debaryomycetaceae. The coding region runs from base 1 to 1194 and encodes 397 amino acids. The transcript has a single exon. The record is from RefSeq and is a predicted model, not a curated record.
AUGAGUUCAAUAACUAACAAUCAUAAUAAUAUUAAUAAUCAACAGAUAAUACCCAAUUGUCCUACACCAAAUAAUUUUGAUGAUCAUAUUAUACCAAAAUAUCAUCCACCUUAUACAUUAGAUUUUGAAACUAAUAAUACCUUAAAUCAAAAUGAAUUUACAAAAUCUUUAACUUCAUCAUUUGAUUCUACUACUUCAACUACAAUAACUCAACAACCAUUAUCACCACCAUUAUCUCCAGCUCAAAGAAAUGUUGAAUUAAAUAUUAUACCAUAUAAUAAUAAUAAUAAUAAUAAUAAAAAUUCAAUAGCUAAUUUAAAAACUACAAAAAGUUUAUUACCACCAUUUCCAACUAAAGAAGAAGUAACAAAACCAAAAAAGUUUACUAAAAGUUAUUUGAAUAAUUCAAAUUUAGAAUUUAAAUUAGAAAAUUAUAAAAAUUAUAAAUUAUCAAUAAAUAUAAAACCAUCAAAAAAUUAUUAUCAAAAUCAAUUUGAAUUUUUAGAUAAAUAUUCAAAUUUAUCAAAUAUAGAAAAUAAAAAUUAUAUAACCAAUAAUUAUGGAUUACCAAUUAGAAAAUAUAAGAAAAAAAUAAAUUUAUUAAAUUCAACUGAUGAUGAAUAUUCAGAAGUUGAAUCUACAAGAGGUACAAGAUCAAGAAGAACUCCAAAACAUUUUGAUAAUUCAAUAUUUAUAGGUUCAGAUUCUGAAAAACAACAAACUAAUUCUGGUUCUUCAACUCCACCACCUAAAAAAAGAAAAACAAUACCAAAACCACCAUCAUCACCUUCAAUUCCAAUUGCAAUUCAACAACAAAUGUUAAUUGAUGAAUCAAUUCCAGAUUAUUCACCAAAUGCAUUUGAAACAUUACCAACAAAUAACGCUAAAUGUCUUAAAAUUGAAUGGAAAGGUCAACCAAUGGAUUUAUCACAAGAUCCAAACCUAAACAAAUUUAAAUUACAUCAAGGUGAAAUUUUAUUAGCUUCAAUAUUAAGAUUACCUUUAGCGGUUUAUAUGGAUUCCAAAAGGAGAUUCUUUUUUGAAAAAGUUAGUAAAAUAAAAUUAGGUAAACAAUUUAGAAGAACUGAUGCACAAAAAGCUUGUAGAAUAGAUGUUAAUAAAGCUUCAAGAUUAUUUGCAGCUUUUGAAAAAGUUGGUUGGUUAAAUGAUGAAUUAUUUGAAAAAUAUUUAUAA